AUGGACAAGUUUACUGGUAUGAUAGGUCCUGUCCUAGACGAGGAUACAGAGCUGGAGGAGGGCUUCAAGGAAUGCAUGAAUCACACUGUGACUCCGGAUGAAUUUGAAGCAGCAUGGGCACCUAUGGUGGCCAAGUAUGGUUUACAAAACAAUGUGCAUUUUCAACGCCUAUAUGCGAUCAGGAGCAGUUUUGUGCCAGCAUACUACAUGCAUUGUUUCUACCCGUUUUUGCAAUCCACUCAGAGGAGAGAAGGUUUCAAUGCUGUGCUAAAGAAAUAUGUGAACCCAAAUAUGUCUGUUUUGCACUUUGUGAGGCAAUACCAAAAGAUUCAAGACAAGUGUUUGGGUGUGCAAGAUGGGCAGGACUUCAAGACGAAUGAUAGGAAUCGGCGGAGGUGCUCUAGAUACCCUAUUGAGAAACAUGCAUCUGCUGUGUACACUAAGAACCUAUUCUACAGGUUCUCAAAAGAGUUUGAAAAGACAGCGGAAUAUGAUGUGAAGCCUAAAGGCCAAUUUCAAUUUUGGCUAGUCCCUAACAACUAUGUCUAUGGCUAUGGCAACAGGACGUAUUUAGUGACUGCACUUGAGGAUGAGGGGAACUAUUACAGUGAAUGCAGCAAAUUUGAUAGAGAUGGCAUAAUUUGUUGCCACAUUAUGAAGAUACUAAUAAGGUUGGGUGUGAAGGCAAUACAUGAAUGCUACAUUCUAAAAAGGUGGACACAAGAAGCUAUUCCUGAAAAUGAAAAUGCUAAUUCUAAUGCACAUUUGCCAGCUGAUUUCAUAGCCCGUGAUGACAUCAAAAAAAGGAGGCCUAGCAGGCAGAAGGUCCGUGCAAAUCCAGAGCCUUCCGGAGUGGCUAAUAUGUCUAUUAUUGUUGCUAAUGGUACUGCUGCUAGCACACAUGGUGUUGUUGCUCCUGAUCUUGAACUGCAUUCUGGUCCAUCUAGUGAGGUUGGUGUUGAAACUACAGGUGUUUUGCCAGCAAUAUAG
Messenger RNA from Panicum virgatum (switchgrass), 990 nucleotides. Its product is annotated as protein FAR1-RELATED SEQUENCE 5-like. The transcript is spliced from 2 exons. Gene Ontology annotation, biological process: regulation of DNA-templated transcription. The coding region runs from base 1 to 990 and encodes 329 amino acids. Lineage: Eukaryota; Viridiplantae; Streptophyta; Magnoliopsida; Poales; Poaceae. The record is from RefSeq and is a predicted model, not a curated record.